Aspergillus chevalieri is the source of this 1686-nucleotide messenger RNA. RefSeq names its product Iwr1 domain-containing protein. Gene Ontology annotation, cellular component: cytoplasm. Lineage: Eukaryota; Fungi; Ascomycota; Eurotiomycetes; Eurotiales; Aspergillaceae. Bases 1 to 1686 code for a protein of 561 amino acids. Gene Ontology annotation, biological process: protein import into nucleus. The record is from RefSeq and is a predicted model, not a curated record. The transcript has 3 exons.
AUGUCCCUCCCCCCAGAACAAAUAAACAUCAAACGCCGCCGCGAAGAAGAACCAGUGGAAACACUCUAUAUCCAAUCUGAACUCCACCAGACAAAACGCCGCUUCACAGACUUCGUCUUCCAACGAGUUACCAUCAGUGGCAAAGAUGGGUCUCGUGUUGGCGGCGACGGCGACGGCGACCAGGAUUCGGGUAGUUCCUCGCCAGCUAUCCCCCCGCCUGGACGGGUGCUGAAGACACCCAGGUCGGUGAGUAGUUUGAAAGUCGCGAAGGGGCCAGGGGGGAAUCCCUUUGCUGGUCUGGGUAUUGGGUGUGGGAAUGGCGCUGCUGGUAGUGCUGGUGGUGCUGGUGGGGUGCCGUUGGUACGGGCUACGUCGCCGGGUGCAGAGCUUAAAGAGGAGAGGCGUCUUGCGGCGGCGAGGAGGGAGAAGGAGGAGAAGGUUAAGAGGGCGUUGCAUUCGUCUGCUCCUGAACAUGUACCCGCGGCUGGUCCUGGGUUUGGGGCUGCGCCUGUACCGGUCAAAGCUGAAUCCGAAUCUCCUGCGGCUGCAAGUCGGAGUAGGAGUGGGCGUGCUAGUCCGGCAUCCGCUGUUUCUUCAUCUGAAAAGGGAGGGAAGACGGGUGUAUCCGCGUCAGUACGCCGCUUCCAAAUCUCGCGGUCCGUGGAUCUCCGUCGGAGUGUGGAUGGAGGCAUCCAGAAGCGAAAGGGGCAAUCGGGAGAUGCUGUGGCAGUUCUUGUUGAAAAGUUAAGAGGAAAGUCGCAUUCGCGAAAGGCGUCGAUGGUUGUGGAUCAUUUAUCGCAGGCGGGCGAUGGUGUGAAGGCUGCUGCUGCCGCUGCGGUAGAGGAGCCCGCACGGCCUAGGAAACGGCCAGUCGUGAACCAGGCUGAGAAGAAGUGGCGGGAGGAGAGGAAGAAUGCGAUUUCCGCUGCGAAACAAAACAUCUCGCACGUAAUGGAUAAAGGAGAGGAUGAAUCGGAGCGACUGGCAAAGCAGUUUGAACAGAUUGCUCUGGAGCUGGAUGGUGAUGGUGACAGUGCAGUCAGGGAUACAGAAAUGAACAUAGCACCCGCACCAAAAUCAUAUCCAACACAACCAAAGCCACCACUCAAAUACCAACCCCGAACACCAACAAAAUCUCUUCCAGCAGAGACCAAAACUCCCUCCAAAUCACCUACCGAACACAAAACCGGCGAAGCAAUCGAAACCGACUCAGACAGCGACGAAGACUACGUCUACGACGUUUACAUCCGCAAACCCCUCCCAGAAGCCGGACUCUUCUCCAACCCCCUUACGAACCUCGAAACCGACCAAGACUCAUGGUUCCGCCAGAAUGGCAUCGACACGACACGCCAGGACAUUGGUGUCAUCGUCAUCACGCAGGAAGAUGAGGGAUAUUGGGAGAACUUUGUCGAGAGUGAUGAUGAUGAGGAGCAGUGGGAUGAUGAAGAUGCUGAUUCGAAUGCGGAAAAUAACCCCGCAAACGAUUACCCUGACGAAGAACUCUCCUGGGACGACGAGGAUGAUGACCCGUCAGCUGUGUAUGGGAGAUACCGCCAUCAUGCGGUUUCUGACGACGAGGAGUUUGAUUUCGAUGAUUCUGCGAGUGAGGGGUAUGGUGCGAGUAGCAGGAGGUAUGGACGGUUCGGGUAUACGCAGGAGUACUCGGAUGAUGAGGAUGGGUAUUAG